Messenger RNA from Heteronotia binoei (common prickly gecko), 996 nucleotides. Its product is annotated as zinc finger protein 232-like. The coding region runs from base 145 to 738 and encodes 197 amino acids. The record is from RefSeq and is a predicted model, not a curated record. Lineage: Eukaryota; Metazoa; Chordata; Lepidosauria; Squamata; Gekkonidae. The transcript is spliced from 3 exons.
CUCUCCCCACCUUUCCCCGGCUGCUGGGGCAGGAUCCGGCCUUUGCACCUGUGCAGCAGCAGGACAGAGAGCAGCCUCUCUUCACGGCAAGUGAACAAAGGGAUCUUUUCACAGAUGGAAGCGACUCAAUAGAAGGGGCAGGAGAUGGAAGAGCAGGACCCAGAAGGACCUGGAACUGGCAAGAGGGCAAGCAAAGGCCCCUUUCUCCUCCACGCUGGGAAUGGUGUUGAAUUCUGGGAAAGGGCUGGGACAGAGAUUCCACCUAAAGACACCGUGACCUCAGAUGUGCAUUGUCAACAGUUCCAGCAGUUCCUCUACCACGAGUCCGAUGGGCCUCGAGAGGUUUGCAGCCAGCUCCAUGGACUUUGCAGCCAGUGGCUGAAGCCGGAGAGGCACACCAAGAAGCAGAUCCUGGACCAGGUGAUCCUGGAGCAGUUCCUGACUCUCCUGCCCCAGGAAAUGCAGGGCUGGGUCAGAGGAUGUGGGCCGGAGACCAGUUCCCAGGCGGUGGCCCUGGCCGAAGGUCUCCUCCUGAGUCAGGCAGAGGAGAAGAGGCAGGCAGGACAGAUGUGGGCCCCAUACAGGAAGAAAGAAGCUACAUUCCCUGAGGCGGAAGGAGCUUCUUUGGAGCAAGGGCAGAAGGCGCAGGCUGUGGAGCGUGUCCAAGAUGGUCUUUCCCGUGGUAAAGACUUUUUGUGCCUAGAUAUCAUUGGGGCACUCAGUGAAUUUGUUGCAUAGAGAGUUGUGGCGGGGUGUGUGUGUGGGUGUGUGUUGAAUUUAAACACCUUUUCAUACAGCACAGAAUCUGUGGCACUCAUUGUCCAUUAAUUGUGAUUCCUCUCAAAGGGGAUUAGACAAGUUCAUGGAAGGCAGUUCUUUUUUUUUUCAUGGUUUAAAAAUUUUAUUAACAACAUCAAAAGACAAGAGAACAAAUAAACAACAAAUAAACAACAGAAACAACAAAAACAACAAAUAAACAGCAAAAAGAAAAAGAAA